Molecule: messenger RNA, 3303 nt
Organism: Euleptes europaea (tarantolino)
Lineage: Eukaryota; Metazoa; Chordata; Lepidosauria; Squamata; Sphaerodactylidae
Gene: ZC3H18
Product: zinc finger CCCH-type containing 18
Exons: 19
Coding region: 152-3181 (1009 amino acids)
Molecular function (GO): metal ion binding
Source: RefSeq, a predicted model, not a curated record
GGGCCGUCGACGUCGCUCCCGGAUGACGUCACGCCAUGGCCGCCCCGCUCUGCCGCCGCCAGUAGAGGCCCCGUCGCGCGCGCGCCGCCGCUUCCCGGAACCGCUUUUCCCGCUCCCCCCUCCCCGCCCGGCCAGAAACUAGCAGGCCCACAUGGAUGUUUCUGAAAGCCCAGAACAAAGCCCCCGCUCUCCCAAUGAGAAGGAGGAGGAGGAAGAAGAGGAAGACCAGCAGCUGUCUGAUGAUGAAAUCCUGAAAGAGAGCGGCUCAGAGCAUGAGAAGGACGGAGAGGAAGGGCAGGAUGCCCAUUUGGGAGAAGAGGAAGAUGCGGCCAGAGUGUUGAGUCAGGAGGAAGAAGAGGAGAAUCACUCGGAGGAAGAGGACCACUUGAGCGAAGCCAAGUCUCCAGAUUCUGACAACAAUGAACGCAACAGGGAGCCAAAGGGCCCUUUGAGUGUCAAGGAGGAAGAGGAAGAGAGGGCAAAUGAUCUUGGGGACGAAGCCUCCUCUGUCACUCGUGAGCUGGAUGAGCACGAGUUGGACUAUGACGAGGAGGUUCCGGAAGAGCCGAGCACUGUUGCUGCUGACGAUGAGACCGACAAGGCUGGGGCAGAGGAGGAGGAAGAGGAGGAGAAGGGAGAUGAAGCCCCCGAGGACGAGAAGAAACCCGGCGCCAAGAGUGAUGAUGAAAAGGACGGACAGGAGCCCCUCGACAAAAAGAAAGAGGAAGAUGACGGAGAAAUUGACGACGGCGAGAUUGAUGAUGACGAUCUAGAGGAGGGAGAGGUGAAAGACCCCAGUGACAGGAAAGUGAGGCCGCGCUCCAUCUGCCGGUUCUUCGUGAAAGGUCACUGCACUUGGGGCAUGAACUGCAGGUUUAUUCAUCCUGGCGUGAAUGACAAAGGGAACUACUCCUUGAUAUCUAAGCCAGACCCUUUCUCGCCCAACGGCGCCCCACCUAUUGGCCCUGGCCCUCACCCACUGAUGCCGGCCAACCCUUGGGGAGGACCAGCUGUUGAUGAAAUAUUGCCUCCGCCUCCUCCAGACCCUCCGACAGAAAGUGCCUGGGAAAGGGGCCUUCGCCAAGCUAAAGAGGUUUUGAAAAAGGCCACAAUGCGGAAAGAGCAGGAGCCGGACUUUGAGGAGAAACGGUUCACGGUGACCAUCGGGGAGGACGAGCGCGAGUUCGACAAGGAGAAUGAAUUUUUCCGAGACUGGAACUACCGGAUCACUCAGGAUGUCCGGGAGUCGACCGAGGUGGACAUCAAAGAGAAUGCUAACUAUGGGCUUGACCCAUAUACGGAUCCCAGUUAUGAUUAUGAAAUAGAGCGUUUUUGGCGAGGUGGGCAAUACGAGAACUUCCGGGUGCAGUACACGGACCCGGAUCCAUACCGCAACUACCGGCUGAGUAAGGAAAGAGAAAGAGAGCGGGAGCGGGAGAACCGGCAGCGCGAACGGGAACGGGAGCGCGAGAGGGAGCGGGAGCGCGAACGACGGCAGCGGGAGCGAGAGCGCGAGAGGGAGAGGGAGCGUGACAAGGAGCGGCAGCGGCGGAAAGAGGAAUGGGAGAGAGAACGGGAACGCAUCAAGAGGGACGAGAAGGACCGGCAGCACCGGGAUCGAGAGAGGGAGCGGGAGAAAGAGAAAGAGAAACCAAAACCGAGAUCGCCACAGCCGCCAAGCCGCCAGCCUGAGCCACCAAAGAAGGAGAAGGAAACGGCCCCGACCACCCCUUCUCAGUCCAAGAGAGCCGAUGAGUGGAAGGACCCUUGGCGCCGAUCCAAAUCCCCCAAGAAGAAGCACGGGAUGUCUGCUUCUCCCAGCCGCGCUCACCGGCGCCGGAAAACCUCUGCUUCAUCAGCCUCCGCCUCUGGUUCUUCAAGAUCAUCCUCUCGCUCCUCCUCCUAUUCUGGCUCUGGUUCCUCGCAGUCCCGAUCCAGGUCAUCGUCGUACAGCUCCUACUCCAGUCGCUCUUCCAGGCACAGCUCCUUCUCAGGCAGUCGAUCCAGGUCGCGGUCCUUCUCAUCCUCCCCGUCUGCUUCCCCAACGCCAUCUCCACAUAAACCUCCUGCUAAAACCAAAGGGGAGCCCAUGCCACCGCCUGGAAAGAGUGACAGGCCUGUGAAGAAAGUAGCUGCCCCCCCAGCGCCGCCACCGGUCGUGAAAACUGCCCCAGCAGCACCGGAACCAGCCAAGACAGGGGAUGCCCGGGAAGCCAGGCGGAAGGAGCGUCAAAUGAGGACACCCCCCAGGAGGCGAGCCAUCAGCCUGAGUGGCAGCGGCAGCGGCAGCAGCUACACCGGCUCCAGCUCCCGCUCGAGGUCUUUAUCUCGGUCUCUCUCCCGCUCUCAUUCCCGGUCCUCUUCGGCCUCUGUUUCCGUGUCCCCUUCUGGCUCCAGAAAAUCCAGGUCCCUAAGUGUGAGUAGUGUCUCGUCUGUCUCUAGUGCCUCUUCCAGUAGCAGUUCCGUGCGCAGCGCAGACUCAGAAGACAUGUACGCAGGCCUGCCCAGCCCCGUGUCUUCAGCCAGCUCCCGAUCCCCGACUCCCGCGCAGCAGAAGAAGGAGAGAGCAGGCAAGUCGAAAAAAGAAGGUGGCAGCGGCAGCAACGUCAAGGAGGAGAAACGGAAACGGGAGGUGCCCGCACAGCCGCCCAAGCCAGCCAAGCCCGUGCCAGGGAGUAAAGCCCAGCAGCCCCCCCAGCCGCAGCAGCCACCACCACCUCAGCUGCAGCCGGCGGGCUUCAGCGCCCACAAAGAAAUCAAACUCACACUCUUAAACAAGACAGCUGACAAAGGAAGCAGCCGGAAGAGGUAUGAGCCCUCCGACAAGGACAGGCAGGCCUCUCCCCCGGCAAAGCGGAUCAACCUCUCUCCAGACAAAGGUCCUCGUGAUAGGAAGCUCGGGGGAAGGAUCUCCUCGCCCAAACAAGAGCGCCAGCGGGGCCCAAAUCCCAAGCCCUCCCCAGCUCAGGCCGACAAGAAGCGUCUGCCAUCUCCCCAGUCCAAGAGCUCCAGCAAAGUCACGAGCAUCCCUGGCAAGGGGGCUGAUCCCGCCCCCCCAGCUGCUACUGCAAAAUCGGGCAAGUCCAGCACGUUAUCCCGGCGGGAGGAACUCCUGAAGCAGCUGAAGGCCGUGGAGGACGCCAUUGCCCGCAAGCGGGCCAAGAUCCCCGGGAAAGCAUAGGCUUCCUCGGCUUGCCCCGGAUUAGAGACUGCUCUCUGUGUUUUUAUAAAUAGCGUACAAGCAGCCACUUCGGAUUCUGACGUUCUGUUUUUUUUUCUUUUGGCUGUGAUCCUUUUUAAAAA